Molecule: messenger RNA, 2963 nt
Organism: Myotis brandtii (Brandt's bat)
Lineage: Eukaryota; Metazoa; Chordata; Mammalia; Chiroptera; Vespertilionidae
Gene: EAF1
Product: ELL associated factor 1
Exons: 6
Biological process (GO): positive regulation of DNA-templated transcription; regulation of transcription elongation by RNA polymerase II
Cellular component (GO): super elongation complex
Molecular function (GO): transcription elongation factor activity
Source: RefSeq, a predicted model, not a curated record
AACGGGACCGCGAACCCGCUGCUGGACCGCGAGGAACACUGCCUGCGGCUCGGGGAGAGCUUCGAAAAGCGACCGCGAGCCUCCUUCCACACCAUUCGCUAUGAUUUUAAGCCAGCAUCUAUUGACACCUCCUGUGAAGGAGAGCUUCAGGUUGGCAAAGGAGAUGAAGUCACAAUUACACUGCCACAUAUCCCUGGAUCCACACCACCAAUGACUGUGUUCAAGGGGAACAAACGGCCUUAUCAGAAAGACUGUGUGCUUAUUAUUAAUCAUGACACUGGUGAAUAUGUGCUGGAAAAACUCAGUAGCAGCAUUCAGGUCAAGAAAACAAGGGCUGAGGGGAGCAGUAAAAUUCAAGCCCGAAUGGAACAGCAGCCCACUCGUCCCCCACAGCCAACACAGCCAUCACAGCCACCUCCGCCCCCACCACCUAUGCCAUUCAGAGCUCCAACAAAGCCUCCAGUUGGACCCAAAACUUCGCCCUUGAAAGAUAACCCUUCACCUGAACCUCAGCUGGAUGACAUCAAAAGAGAGCUGAGGGCUGAAGUGGACAUUAUUGAGCAGAUGAGCAGCAGCAGUGGGAGCAGUUCCUCAGACUCUGAGAGCUCCUCGGGAAGCGAUGACGACAGCUCCAGCAGCGGAGGCGAGGACAACGGCCCUACCUCUCCUCCCCAGCCUGCACACCAGCAGCCCUACAACAGCAGGCCAGCCCUUGUCAAUGGAACCGGCCGGCCACAGGGGAGCAACCAGCUCAUGAACACCCUCAGAAAUGACUUGCAGUUGAGUGAAUCUGGGAGUGACAGUGAUGACUAGAGCUGGAUCUUUCUAAAUCAACUUUUUGGUGCACAGAUAUACUGCAAGACCGGGCUACUUUUGCAUGGAAUCCAUUGACAAGAGAAAAUGCUGUGGAUCAGUGACUGUAGUAGAAAUUCGAGGCCCUAAAGCUCUCAGAUAUUCAAGUCUUUAACUUAAUGGUGAUGGGUGACUUUCUUGUGUAAUUAUUUGAACAAUCUCAUGUUUCAAGGUUUAAGUAGAUCGAUAGAAGAACUAACAAUUAUGUUUCUAUCUGGUUAACAUUGGCAAUGAAAAACAGGCAAAUGUGCCCUGGUCUAGGUUAUUCAAAGGCCAUAUCUUCACCAGGCCAGUGAUUCUGUUUUAAACCCUGGCAGCCACCAGUGUGGCCAAGUGGUCUGCACCAGUGAAAUGAGAAACAGUCUUUGAGGGAUAGGAGAGAGGGGGAAACCUCAGACUGCCACAUAGAAGUAUGUUAAAACCACUUGAAAUGUGGAAACAAAGUGGUAAGGAAGUUUUGUGUGACAGCCUGGCAAGCCUGUGAAGAAACGGACUUCAAGGUGGAGUCCUCAAGUGUCAGCUGGGCGGGACCCUGGAGCCCUGGCAGUUCAACCCCCUCAUUUACAAAUAAGGAAAGGGAAGCACUCAGCUGGUUUAGCCUCCUGCCCCCAGUCCAGGCUUUUCCCACUGUUCCCUCCCUUGAGUCUCAUUUGUUAGAACCAGAGGUUCUCAUAUGUGAGACUUACAGAUGUACAUAGGAAUUUGUAGUGGAUUCCAAAAGACAAGUGUUGUGUACUUCUAGCUCAAAUUCAGAUCCAGACAGUCCCUAAAUGCAGGAGGCUGGGUUAGCAGAUUAAACCAGCAGCCACUGUACUGACACAUGACCCAGUUAAUUUGGGGCUUUUACUUCUGAGUAGAUCCAUAUUAAGUGUUCCUCAUUCAGGGGAUUGUAGUGGGGGAGGCAGGAGUAGAAGAGAGGUGUAGUGAGGAAACCUUUCUAAACAAAUGAACCAGCAGCAGGUUUUUAGAAACCAGAAUCUAAAUAGGAGUUCUGCAAUAUGAAAUGAGCACAUUCUUUUGAUAAGGUGUCUCUGUUCGUGCUUUUGUACCACUGUUUGUGCCUGAUUGCCAGACUGAUUUGUAGUUUUUAUAUACAGGUAGAAGAAAGUCACAAGGUUGCCUUCUGCAGUGUGCAGUUUCCAAGUGAAUCUGUUGUUGAGGAAACUGGUCACUAGUAAAUGUUUCAUAUUGAGUGAAUGUGCGAUAAAUUGUCCCAUAAUUAGUUUGCAGUGUCCCAUUUCUGUAAUUUGAAUGAAUAUGUCCGGAGAAAUUUCCAUCUACUUUGGUUUAGCAGGUUAUCAGUAACAUUAAAUAUGAUUUUCCUUCCUGGGAUCCCUCCACUCAGAUGGCCUCUCCUUCCCCAGCUAGUGGAGGGAUGCAAUCUUGACCUAGAAGGGAAUUAGAUGAUCCAAGGUGGUGACCAUGGUUAGAGUUGAGCCUUAUGGUGUCCCCUGUUUUAACUGCAUAGUGAUCCCAGUGAGCUGGAGAUGUGGACCAGCAGUCACUGUCCAACAGCACGCUCAUACCAUUCUACCAAGUGUAGGUAAUAGGUCCACACUUGUACCCUGUGGUGGGUUCUCAGCCCAUCAGGAGGUGUCAGUGGGUUUAAUGGCAUGUAGGAACUUAUUUAUAAUGAAUUGGUAAUUGUUUUAUAUGUCCUUAGUAAUGACAGCUCAGGGAGGGCGAAGGUCAUGAUUGGGAGACAUGAAUUGUUACUGGAUGUAGGAAUGUUUCACUGCUCUUGACUUGCUCAAGCUGGUGCAGGUUUCAGGAACUUGAACUAAAAAUAUCUAUUUAAGCCUCACCCCCCCCCCCCCCCCCCCCCGAAGUCUUCACAUACAUAGACAGAACUAUGGUUUGGGCAUGUCAGGUAAAGAUAUUUGUUCUAUAGGAAAUGCUUGCAUGUGGCACUGGGUUGGCGAGUCAAGCUCUCUGAGCUUCAGGCUCUCCUGUCACCCAUCGUCCCGACUCGCAUGGUCAAUCUCUAGCCUGGCUCCAGUUUGGUUCUCUGCACAAAGCCCUCGGUGAUUCCCUCCCCCGCCCUCCAGCUUUACCCACCACAGUAAAGAAUCUUUUGUUUUUGGAAAUAAAAAAAUUGGCCUUACAGACUA